CUCCUUCUCUCCUUUCCAAAGGCAGCCAACCAGCAAGGCACCAUGCCUCCGAAGAAGCCCGAACCUAAGAAAGCGCCCGAACCCAAGAAGGAAGAACCCAAACCAGCACCAAAACCAGCAGAACCAGAGCCCAAAAAAGAAGUUGAAUUCAACCCAGCUGCUAUCAAAGUUGAAUUCACCCCUGAUCAGAUUGAAGAAUUUAAGGAAGCAUUCUCACUUUUUGACCGGACUCCCAAGUCUGAGAUGAAAAUCACAUAUGCACAAUGUGGAGAUGUCUUGAGGGCUUUGGGGCAGAAUCCAACCCAGGCUGAGGUCAUGAAAGUGCUUGGCAGACCCAAACAAGAAGAGAUGAACUCCAAGAUGAUAGACUUUGAGACCUUCCUGCCCAUGCUCCAGCACGUUUCCAAGACAAAAGACACAGGCACCUAUGAGGACUUUGUGGAGGGUCUGCGUGUGUUUGACAAGGAGGGAAAUGGAACAGUGAUGGGGGCCGAACUCCGCCAUGUUUUGGCUACACUGGGUGAAAGGUUGACUGAAGAGGAAGUUGAUAAGCUAAUGGCUGGUCAGGAAGAUGCCAAUGGUUGUAUUAACUAUGAAGCUUUUGUGAAGCAUAUCAUGGCUAACUGAACACCAGGACAAGACAGUCAUGGAGAAGCCCAGAUUCUGGCCUUGAAUUUUGAUUUAUUGGAACAUCUUCUCAUUUUUCAGCCCAGAUUCCCAUUACAGAGCAAUAAAAUG
Numida meleagris (helmeted guineafowl) is the source of this 738-nucleotide messenger RNA. It is a transcript of the gene MYL3, whose product is annotated as myosin light chain 3. Bases 43 to 627 code for a protein of 194 amino acids. Lineage: Eukaryota; Metazoa; Chordata; Aves; Galliformes; Numididae. The record is from RefSeq and is a predicted model, not a curated record. Gene Ontology annotation, molecular function: calcium ion binding. The transcript has 7 exons. Gene Ontology annotation, cellular component: myosin II complex.